UUUUUUCCCAGGGCUUUUGCGGGGAAGUGAAAGAGCGGCGGUCCUUCCGCGCCGAAGUCCAAGAAAGCAAAAGGACGCGGAUCCGGGUUUGGAUUUGUAGCUAGGUUGUGGAUUCCGCGGCAAAUGCACCGGCGUUUGGCGCUGAAGUGAGUCUAGAUCUUCCAAUCCUCGUCCCCAGGCAUGGCGUCCCGCUACGAUUCGAAUCCAUUCGAUGAGGAAGACGUCAAUCCCUUCUCGGAUCCGGCUGUGCGUGCUCAAAUGACUGGGAAGCCAUCCUAUCUCGGCAACAAUUUCUAUGAAUCGAAACCAUACAAUGUUCCUCAGGUGAAUUCGAUAUCUCCGCUAGCACCGGAGCGUACCUCGGUGGGCGAUGCUACCGUGGAAAUUCCCUUGGGCAACAUGAAGGAUCUCAAGAAGCGCGAGAAGGAACUGAAAGACAAGGAGGAACAACUUCGAAAGCGAGAAGCCGACGUGAAAAGGCGAGAGGAUGCUGCUGCAAGAGCUGGUAUUGUGUUGGAGGAGAAGAACUGGCCACGCUUUUUCCCGAUCCUACACCAUGACAUUGCGGCUGAUAUCCCGGCCUACUUGCAGCGCAUGCAGUACUUUGCUUACGGAAGCUGGCUCGGAAUUCUCCUGUGCCUGACAUGGAACUUCAUUUCCGUCACCGGAGCCUGGAUCCAGAAGACUGUCAGUGCCUCGUAUGGUGUGCAGAUAUGGUUUCUGGCCAUCAUCUACAUCCUGGCAGGCUUUCCCGGAUCAUAUUUCCUCUGGUACAGACCCCUGUAUCGGGCUAUGAGGUCAGAGAGUGCUCUUAAGUUCGGAUGGUUCUUCAUCGCGUAUUUGUUUCACAUAUUGUUUUGCAUCUUCUGCGCCGUCGCUCCUCCCAUUGUGUUCAAAGGAAGAUCAUUGACGGGCAUUCUACCAGCGAUUCAGAUCUUCUCUGACAGUGUCAUAAUCGGGAUAUUCUAUCUCGUUGGCUUUGGCCUUUUUGUCCUGGAAUCUCUCCUCAGCCUAUGGGUUCUCCGGGAGGUGUAUGCGUACUUCCGGGGUACAGGCAAAGCGGCACAACUGAAGAGGGAGGCAGCACGCAACGUUGUAGGUGCUACAAUUUAGAAGGGAAGGAAACUUUGGUGUAGUAUGUAUAUGGGAUCACAUUUUUUGCCUGCACGCACCGAUUCUGACCCUGUGGCUAAAGAUGUAGUGGUUUUUUUCUU
Messenger RNA from Selaginella moellendorffii, 1214 nucleotides. Its product is annotated as secretory carrier-associated membrane protein 1. The coding region runs from base 181 to 1113 and encodes 310 amino acids. Gene Ontology annotation, biological process: protein transport. The record is from RefSeq and is a predicted model, not a curated record. The transcript has 12 exons. Gene Ontology annotation, cellular component: recycling endosome membrane; trans-Golgi network membrane. Lineage: Eukaryota; Viridiplantae; Streptophyta; Lycopodiopsida; Selaginellales; Selaginellaceae.